AUUAUUCAAUCAUGAGAGAUCCUAUAAAGACGAAGAUUUCAGAGCCGUACCCUAUCAUCGAAGAAUCUGAGAUCAUCAACGGAUUCGGUAGAGGAUCAUCAGAACUAGGAAUCCCAACAGCCAAUAUCCCCAUCAGUUCGAAUUUGAACAAGUUGGAUCCAGGUAUCUACUUUGGAUUCUCCAAGCUCAUACCAGUUUCUAAAGAUCUUGAGACCAAAAAGAGAUCUGAUGGCCAUCUUGUAGAGUUCAAUCAUGGGGCUAACUUAAGCGGUGAAGAAACGUGUGUCUUUCCUAUGGUGAUGUCAAUUGGGUAUAAUCCAUUCUACAACAACACUGAAAAGACAGCAGAAGUGCAUAUUAUCCACAAAUUUCAAGACAAUUUCUACGGUGCCAAGAUAAAGCACGCAGUUUUGGGAUACAUCCGGCCUGAAUUGAAUUAUACCACUAAAGAAGCCUUAAUAGAAGACAUCAACUUGGACAUCGAAAUGGCCCUUAGAGCGUUGGAACUGAGCGAGUACAACCAGUACAAGCACAAAAUACUUUAAGGUGGGAUAUAGGCAAUUACUCGACUAUUACGGUAGCCAUUUAUUAUAGAGACUUAUAUAGGUUAUACACACAUAAUAUUUUCUUUAAACUUUUUGUGGCCUCCAUAUCUUUAAGUCUUGUGCAU
Messenger RNA from Yamadazyma tenuis ATCC 10573, 670 nucleotides. RefSeq names its product riboflavin kinase (gene FMN1). Gene Ontology annotation, biological process: FMN biosynthetic process; riboflavin biosynthetic process. Gene Ontology annotation, cellular component: mitochondrion. The record is from RefSeq and is a predicted model, not a curated record. Gene Ontology annotation, molecular function: riboflavin kinase activity. Lineage: Eukaryota; Fungi; Ascomycota; Pichiomycetes; Serinales; Debaryomycetaceae.